This is a messenger RNA of Aspergillus nidulans FGSC A4, 2940 nucleotides long. RefSeq names its product putative GPI anchored protein (gene CweA). The transcript has a single exon. The record is from RefSeq and is a predicted model, not a curated record. Bases 1 to 2646 code for a protein of 881 amino acids. NCBI's taxonomy places the organism in Eukaryota, Fungi, Ascomycota, Eurotiomycetes, Eurotiales, Aspergillaceae.
AUGAAAGGACUUCACGGUGGCAUUCCUCUAGCCGUGCUGGCCGCCACUGCGCGGGCCCAGGUUCAAGUUAUGGGCGGCCCCGGCGGCACUGAUGUCGGCAACCAUGCCUCCAUUCCUACAGAAAACACGGCCACCAACACCGUUAACGACGACUUCAAGGAUGACCACUCCUUCGAGCUCGAGCACGAGAUCGAGGUGUACCCCCCUGGUCAUGGUCACCACAAGCGGGUCGCGGGGGGACACGGUCCAAGUGUGAUAAGUGGUCCCAGCGGCGACGACAUUGGCAACGGCUUUGCUGCAGCGAGUGUCAACACGUUCUCGUCCGAGGUCAAUGAGGAUUACAAGGACGACCACUCCGUGGACAUUGACAAGACCACCAUUAUCAAGCCUGACCAUAAGCACCACCACCGCCGCGGCGACAACUUCCCCGAAGUGCCUCAUAAGCCCACCGUGAUCGGCGGCGCUUCUGGUGAUGACAUCGGCAACGUCGCAGACAUUCCAACAGUAAACGAGUUCGCGUCGUCUGUAACAGAGUCGUACGUCGACAACCACUCGGUCGACGUCGACAAGAACACCAUUGUCAAGCCGCACUGGCGUCGCCAGCACUCCGUCAUCGACGGGCCCAGUGGCGACGAUGUCGGCAACGCCGCCUUCCUCGCCGACGUGAACAAGAUCUCCUCUUCCUUCACAGGAAAGUAUAAGGACGACCACUCCGUUGACGUCGACAAGACGACGAUUGUCAAGCCAGGCAGCCACCACGGCUACCAGGGCCAGGAGAAAGGUGAGGAGAAAGGGCACGAGAAAGGGCACGAGAAAGGCGACGAGUAUGACCAGGAAAAAGGCCAGGAGAAAGGCGACGAGUAUGACCAGGAGAAAGGCCAGGAGAAAGGCGACGAGUAUGAUCAGGAGAAAGGCCAGAAGAAAGGCGACGAGUAUGGACAGGAGAAAGGCGAGGGGACUGGCCAGGAGUAUGGCAGAGGCUUCCACCACCCGCCCAACAAGCGCGAGGCCCGCGGACACCCCUCCACUGCCAUUGGAGGCCCCAGCGGCAAUGACAUCGGUAACGUCGUCGACAUCCCCACUGUGAACAGUUUCACGACCAAGUUCAACGGUCAUUACACCGACGACCACUCUGUCGACGUUGACAAGGCCUUUAUCGUCAAGCCCCAUAAGGCCCGCGCCCUGCGUCCAGGACAAGAGGACGAACACGGAAAGAACGACGAAGAUGUUACCGUUAUUGGCGGCCCUAACGGUAAGGAUGUCGGCAAUGGAUUCGGUGCCGCCAACGUCAACGCGGUGGACACAGAGACUAACGAGUCCGUCAACGAUGACCACUCGGUCGAGGUUGAGAAGACCGAGAUCAUUAAAGCUGGUGAUGGUCACAUCCAUCCCAUCAAGCCGCAGCCCGAGGAACACGGCACUGAGCAUCACUCAGGCGCGGAGGAGCCGGAACCUUCUAAGCCUGUUCAGCAGGACUCCCACUCCAAGUCUGACCCUGAAUGUACCAAGGUCCAUGAGGUGGUACACACAGUGACCAGGACUCGCACCGCUGUCGAGACUGCCACCCACACUGUCUGGCCUCAGCCGGCCCACUCUGAAGGACAGGAGCCUUCUCACAACCAGUAUCCUUCUGCCGGAAAUCCCUCCAGUCCCCACGGCCAGGAGCAGGGUCCUACUGCGCCUCAGUACCAGAGCGAGCAGGACGGCAGCAAACACAAUUACCCCGAGACUGGGUCCAGCUCGUGGAACUCCAAAGGUUCUGAAGAGUCUGGCGAGCCCGGACACGCCAAAGGUCAGGAGCAGGCCCCCUCCUCUCCUCAGUACGGUGGUAAGAACGAUGACAACAACAAAAGCAACUCCGAAAAUGGGUCGAGCUGGUCCGAUUCUCAGGCUCCCCAGCAAUUUUCGAGCUCUGAGAAUGGCAAAGAUCAGCAGCAGGUUCCUGCAGCGCCUCAGUAUCAAGAAGGGAACGACAGCAGCAAGUCUGAUUCAGAGGGUGGAUCGAGCUGGUCGAACUCUCAGGCGCCGGCACAGUCUUCCAACUCGCAGUACUCCGGACAGUCAGGUACAUCUGCGCAACAGUCCCCCAGCAAGGACCAGGGCCAGGACAAAUCAUCCGACGAGUGGUCUUCCCCGUCUUCAAACGAGGAGGGAAGUUACAACGCCAGCCCUGCUCCGGCCGCCAGUGAGGUCUAUUACGGCGCCCAGUCAUCCCACGCGGCUUGGGAGUCCACCCCUACAAGCGAGAGCCACAGCUCCCAUGGCUACUCCCACGUUCAGUAUCAGCCCUCUCCCACGUCAGAAGGUGCAUACCAUGCCCCUGCCACAUCCGCGAUCACAGUCGCAGAGGCCUCCUCCUUCAGUGUGAUUCCCGUGCACGUACCCAGCGGGACCCCCCGGGCACACGCUCACGGUUCUGUUGUCGUGGCUUCGUCCAGCACGCCUGUUUCGUCUGCGUUCCGAGUGCACAACCCUUCUGUACCCACUGGUGCUUCUCCUGAACAGAACCACCGCAAUUCACCCUCGCCGUCCCCCUCUACCAAUGGAGUAACCGAGUUCACUGGUGGUGCUGGGCGCGUUGCCAAGAUCGAGGGAUUGUGCGGAGUGCUGGUGGGUGUUUUCACCCUUCUGGCAUUUGCGCUGUAAUUGCCGCGCUGCUUUCUGCUGAGGAUGGGGAAUGUGAGAUCCUUAAAGGAGAUUGACGCUAGGUCGUCCGCUUCUCAUCUAGUUUUAUGGUCAUAACGCUCUUUUAGUUAUGCCCUUUUUCGUUUUUUAAUGCCAGGAUUCCUUCUGUGUAUCCUACAGCUAGCCUGCCUGCGGGUUAUAUUAAUGAAUUUUGUUCUUUUGCCGAAGCUAAAACCAUGCAUUUGCCUAUUAUAUUAUGUUCCAGAGGCCCUUACGGUAGGAAUGCUAAGAGCUAUGCCAUCUCAGGUAAGGAGA